Messenger RNA from Aedes aegypti (yellow fever mosquito), 2516 nucleotides. It is a transcript of the gene Pus7, whose product is annotated as pseudouridylate synthase 7 homolog. The coding region runs from base 108 to 2279 and encodes 723 amino acids. Lineage: Eukaryota; Metazoa; Arthropoda; Insecta; Diptera; Culicidae. Gene Ontology annotation, cellular component: nucleus. The record is from RefSeq and is a predicted model, not a curated record. The transcript is spliced from 3 exons. Gene Ontology annotation, biological process: pseudouridine synthesis. Gene Ontology annotation, molecular function: RNA binding; pseudouridine synthase activity.
AUUGCCUGUUUUCAUAUCGUUGCAUUUUGUCCGCCGGUUCGCACGUGGAUUUUGUGUUCGCUUGGUAAAGUUUUCGAGAAAAUCGUUCCAGUCUGCCGAAAAAAAGUAUGGGCCGCAAUCAAUUUCAUCAGCGCUCCGGCAAACCAGACAAUCGGCACCGCGGCGGUGGAGGAGGACGAGGACGAGGAGGGCAGCAGUUCAAACAUCGUGGCCACCAAUCUGCGAGAGGCAGACCCGGCUUCGGGAAUGGACGACCGCAGAAAAGUCGCGAUCCGGUGGCCGUUUCCAAUGUAAAAGAGGACCAGGUUUUCAUUACGGAAUAUGUAACCGAUGGGAAAGGAUUCCAGGGUAUUCUGAAGUCGAGAUUCUCUGAUUUCCAAGUCAACGAAAUCGAUAGCGACGGAAAGGAGGCAGUUCUGUCGGAUCUUGGAUUACCAACUCCACCUGUUGUUGAAACAAAGUCGAACGAAGAGAACGAACAGGAACUGUCUCGACUAGUCUCUCCGGAAAUUGUCGAAAAAAUCCGGAAGGUUGCUGAAUUCAAAGGAAAAUGCAACGAUAUCGUUGAAGUGGACGUAACAGAAAUGUCCAAGGAGGACCGCGGGAAGAUUCACACCAGCGCCAAGGGCAUUUUCGGGAAGGCCAUCGUGGGAUCGACUGUUACGAGGGACGACAAAAAGUUCAUUACUUUUGCCGCUUUCAAUAAGUCCAAGCCGGGGGAUCGGAGAGAAAAAUGGCUAUGGCCACAUCCUUUUACCCAUUUUCUGCUCUAUAAGGAGAAUGAGGAUACGAUCCAGGCCACUUCCCAGCUGGCAGAGUUGUUGAAAUGUUCUCCUUCGGCAUUCGCCUAUGCCGGAACAAAGGACCGUCGUGCCAAAACGACUCAGUGGGUUAGCGUUAAACAGUUUAAUCCGAAUAAAAUCGUUGCGGCUGCUUCCAAGAUUCGGCAGCUCAUGGUGGGCAACUUUUGCUUCAAGCCAACGACACUUAAGCUGGGACAGUUGCGAGGAAACCGGUUCCGGAUAGCGUUACGUCAGGUUUCCGCCGAGGAAUCCAUCAUCCGGGAGUCGAUGGAAAGCUUUCAAGAGAAGGGAUUCAUCAAUUAUUUCGGGUUGCAAAGGUUCGGCAACAGCGCCACGGUUCCGACAUACAAAGUUGGAAUUGCCAUUCUGAAAGGAUGUUGGGAUGAGGCUUGCAGUUUGAUUUUGAAGCCUCGUGAUAAUGACCAUUGGUACAUGAAGGCCUGUCGGGAAGAGUUCCAAAAAUCUCGCGACCCAAGUAGCGCCUUAGAUAAGUUAAGCCCAAAGAACAAAAGCAUUGAAAAGCAGCUCUUGAUAUGGCUUGUUUCGAAUAAGAAUGAUUACAAAGGCGCCCUUCAGCGUAUUCCCCGAAACGUAAGGCUGUUGUAUUGCCACUCAUACCAGAGCCUGAUUUGGAACCGAGUUGCGAGUCGACGAUUGAAAGAAUUUGGCUAUCAACUAAUUCCCGGCGAUCUCGUUUACGUCGAUAAAACCGCUGAAGAUGAAAUGCCGAUAGAGGAUGCUCCAGUCGAACAGACAGAAAACGCCCCUGAAGAAUCAGAAGAACCAUCCGAAACUUCCGUCUUCAAAAAUCUGGUAAAACCCUUAACCGAAGCUGACAUUGCUUCGGGGCAGUACUCGAUUUUCGACGUGGUUCUUCCGCUACCUGGGCACGACAUUACGUAUCCGGCCAACGAUUGCGGCAAAUGGUACGAAGACUUGUUGGCCGAAGAUGGACUUUCCUCGGAAAAACUGAAGGGCAAAACCAAGAAGGAAUCGUUGGGUGGUGCUUAUCGGAAAAUGAUCAUUAAACCGGAAAAUCUUAAGUGGGAGUUGACCACCUACACAGAUCCGAUGGAAACGCUCAUCCAAUCAGACCUGGAGAAACUGAAGGGAGAGAAAAAGCGGGAAGCAAAGAAAGAUGGCAGCAACAAAGCACUCAUACUUGACUUCCAGUUGCCAAGCUCGGCCUACGCGACGAUGGCUCUUCGGGAGAUCCUCAAAGUGGACACAUCAGCUCUGCAUCAACGUACCUUGGAGCAAGCGCAAACGCCAGCCAAUGUUGUCCCGGAGGAACAAAAGUUCGAAAGUGACGUCAGCAGCAAAACCGAGGCUACACCAACAGCGAGUGCCGAUUCCACUCAGGAUGAAUCGAAAAAGGAACCUCUUGAAAGCACACCGGAAGAUAAGGUGUCUGCAGCGAAUGUCGAAGCUACUCAAGAUGAGGAGCCGGCAGUAAAGAAACCUAAAUUGGACUAGACAUAAUUGUCUAGCUAUGGUUUGACGGUGUAGAACCCCUUGGCGGGAAUGCGGGAUACUGAACCACUCUGUGGACAAGAAUGGUUUUGAGAUGGUUGAAUGUUUCACAACGUAAGUUUUGAAUAUUCACCGUUCUAUGCCAUGGUUCACAAUACUAUCGAGGAAUUACAUUAAUUUUCAUAAGAUUUUUGUAAAAACAGACGAACUGAAAUACACUAAGUGAAGCACUGAAUAUUA